Colossoma macropomum (tambaqui) is the source of this 1038-nucleotide messenger RNA. RefSeq names its product CTD nuclear envelope phosphatase 1 regulatory subunit 1 (gene cnep1r1). The record is from RefSeq and is a predicted model, not a curated record. Lineage: Eukaryota; Metazoa; Chordata; Actinopteri; Characiformes; Serrasalmidae. Bases 59 to 436 code for a protein of 125 amino acids. Gene Ontology annotation, cellular component: Nem1-Spo7 phosphatase complex; cytoplasm. The transcript is spliced from 6 exons.
AAUCGAGCUUCCACUGCAGCGCUGUGAGUGGCGGCGCGGCCUGCACCGGGGAAGAGCUAUGAAUUCACUAGAACAAGCCGAAGAUCUAAAGGCCUUUGAGAGGAGAUUGACAGAGUAUGUGUCCUGUCUGCAGCCAGCCACAGGCCGGUGGCGAAUGAUUUUGAUUGUAGUGUCAGUUUGCACAGCAACUGGAGCUUGGAACUGGUUAAUAGACCCAGACACUCAGAAGGUAUCUUUCUUUUCAUCUUUAUGGAACCAUCCGUUUUUCACCAUCAGCUGUGUCACUCUCAUCGGUCUAUUCUUUGCUGGAAUACAUAAGCGCGUUGUUGCGCCAUCAAUUAUUGCUGCACGCUGCCGGACAGUGCUCGCAGAAUACAACAUGUCCUGUGAUGAUACAGGGAAACUUAUUCUAAAGCCACGACCCCACAUCCAAUAGCAUCACGAGGACUGUAAGGAAUUUCAUAUUGAUCACCAUGUGGAUCGCCAACAAUACAGCACAAGAGGAGAUUACCAUCAAGAUCAAGAAUGGGGAAAUGAACUCCACGUCUCUUGAACUCCCGUUUCACCAUUCUGAAAUGUUUUGAGAAAAUCACUGUUGCUGCCGUUUUAGAAGCUGUACCUAUAAACAAAUAAUCCCUGGUGGCUAGAACUUUUACUUUCUCAAAGUGUGUGUUUCUAAUGCCACUCUCUUAUUUUAGAUGAAGUGUUCAAUGUUUGUUUUUUAAGCAAAUUGCCGUUGAACACAGUAAAUAUUAAACACAGAUCUCUUGUUCUGACAACUUGAGAGAUCCAGAAGAGACUGGAUUUGAGCAGUGGGUUUUAACACCAUAAAAAUAAUGUACAACUAAACCAUCUUUACAAAUAUCACAGUUCACUGGCUUUUUUUUUAUCAUAGAUGUUUCCUUGAAGUUGAUUUUAUUAGUGUAUGCAUUGUUUAAAAUUCUAUAUGUAUAACAUUUGCUGCUUUUGUUUCUAUAUUUGUAGGUUGUGAAAGCACUUUUGUGAAAUCAAAUAAUAAAAUGGCUUUCUUCAUUGUGA